UAUCAAACUAAACCUCUUCCUGUUGCGACAUUGUUGUUGUUUGCCGUUUGCGACGUGCACGCUGGCUCUGCUGGCGGUUCCCCUCAGCUGUCGCGACGGGCAAGUGGAGCUGCGUUUCAGAAACUCAUCAGGUUUCUUUGUCUGUCUGUCUGUCUCUGUCUUGUAGCGGCUCACUCGAGCAUAGCUUAGUUUAGCUUAGCUAGCUCUUAGCUCCCGUUUUGCGCUCCGGAUCAGCCGCUGGAGAUUGGAACGUUGAGACAUGGCCCAGCGCCGAGGAGUCCUCAGUCUGCAGUUCAACCAGGACCACAGUUGUUUCUGCUGCUCCAUGGAGUCUGGCGUGCGCAUUUACAAUGUGGAGCCUUUGAUGGAGAAGGGCCACCUGGAUCACGAGCAGGUGGGCAGCGUGGCGUUGUGCUCCAUGCUGCAUCGCUCCAACCUGCUGGCCGUGGUCGGGGGCGGAGUCAGCCCCAAGUUCUCUGAGAUAUCCGUGCUGAUCUGGGAUGACGCGUGCGAUUCCCGAGACGCCAAAGACAAGCUGGUCCUGGAGUUCACCUUCACCAAGCCGGUGCUGGCGGUCCGGAUGCGACACGACAAGAUCGUCAUGGUGUUGAAGAACAGGAUCUACGUGUACAGCUUUCCUGACAAGCCGCUCAAGCUCUUUGAGUUUGAUACGCGCGACAACCCCAAAGGUCUGUGCGACUUGUGUCCGAGUCUGGACAAGCAGCUGCUGGUUUUCCCGGGACACAAAUGUGGAAGUCUGCAGCUGGCGGACCUGUCCAACAGCAAGCCCGGGACGUCGUCGGCGCCGUUCACCAUCAACGCGCACCAGAGCGAGAUCGCCUGCCUGGCGCUCAACCAGCCGGGAAGCGUGGCCGCCUCGGCCUCUCGCAAGGGGACGCUCAUACGGCUCUUUGACACCAGCAGCCGCGACAAACUGGUCGAGCUGCGGCGAGGCACCGACCCCGCCACGCUCUACUGCCUCAACUUCAGUCACGACUCGUCCUUCUUGUGCGCAUCCAGUGACAAAGGGACGGUCCACAUCUUCGCCCUGAAAGACACCAAACUUAACCGCCGCUCCGCGUUGGCGCGCGUGGGCAAGGUGGGCCCCGUCAUCGGCCAGUACGUGGACAGCCAGUGGUCGCUGGCCAGCUUCACCGUGCCCGCCGAGUGCGCCUGCAUCUGCGCCUUCGGGAAGAACACAUCCAAGAACGUCAACUCCGUCAUUGCCAUCUGCGUGGACGGCACCUUCCACAAGUACGUCUUCACGCCCGACGGAAACUGCAACCGAGAAGCCUUUGACGUCUACUUGGACAUUUGCAACGACGACGACUUUUGAUCCAGGACGGAAGGAAACGGGCAAGGACCCAAGGAAGAAACGGCAGGACACUUCAGGUGAAGCCAGGUGUCACCUUUUGCGGUUCGGCAGGUCCGUCACACGCCUGCGAUUGCAUUUGUACUUUGACACAAACUGAACAAAGGAAGCAAACCAAAAAAAAAUAAAAAGGGAGGCGACUUCUGUUUUUAUUCAAAGCAAAAUGAUACGUACAUUUACACAUGAAGCACACGUGAGAUCAGGAGAAGAACAUUUAGAUAAGAACCAAAAAUACCCUGCCCCAAUGCAGACGAGCACAAUGGUCAGAGCAAAACCAACGGAGUGCUGGCUUGGCUGCCUUGCGUCUACAGCAGCUCGUGGCGACAUUUUGGGCGAGAGCUGACGCCAGUAAUCAAGCGCGUGAUGAAAUCAACUUAGG
Molecule: messenger RNA, 1751 nt
Organism: Syngnathus acus (greater pipefish)
Lineage: Eukaryota; Metazoa; Chordata; Actinopteri; Syngnathiformes; Syngnathidae
Gene: wdr45
Product: WD repeat domain 45
Exons: 10
Coding region: 260-1336 (358 amino acids)
Biological process (GO): autophagy of mitochondrion; protein lipidation; protein localization to phagophore assembly site
Cellular component (GO): extrinsic component of membrane; phagophore assembly site membrane; cytosol
Molecular function (GO): phosphatidylinositol-3-phosphate binding; phosphatidylinositol-3,5-bisphosphate binding; protein binding
Source: RefSeq, a predicted model, not a curated record